Messenger RNA from Trichosurus vulpecula (common brushtail), 1802 nucleotides. RefSeq names its product phosphatidylinositol 3,4,5-trisphosphate 3-phosphatase TPTE2-like. The coding region runs from base 1 to 1800 and encodes 599 amino acids. Gene Ontology annotation, biological process: protein dephosphorylation. The record is from RefSeq and is a predicted model, not a curated record. Gene Ontology annotation, molecular function: protein tyrosine phosphatase activity; phosphatidylinositol-3,4,5-trisphosphate 3-phosphatase activity. Gene Ontology annotation, cellular component: cytosol. Lineage: Eukaryota; Metazoa; Chordata; Mammalia; Diprotodontia; Phalangeridae. The transcript has 19 exons.
AUGGCAGAAGAAAAUGAAGGAAGGAAAGGAAAGGACAAGGAAGAGGAGGUUGGGGUGGAGGAGGCACCUGAGCAGAAGAAAGUUCUUCCUUCAUCAGAGAAAACUUUAACUGAAAUCCCAAGCCCUGAAGGGCCUUCUUCCCUCUUCCCAUCAGCCUCAAACAUAGCUUCAGUUAUGCCCCCAUCUCUACCCAGGAUUUUCAAAAACACUGGUGGUCCCAAGCACCACUCCAAAAGGAAUUCUUUCUUUCGGAGAUCCAUAAGGACAUUUAAUUCUCAUACCAAUUUUAUCAGAUUACAAAACCAAAUAUUCCCCUUACCAACUACUGAAGGAAGUGAAAGUAAAAGGGCCUUCGUUGGAAAGACUGAUGAUUUUGAUGAUGAAGACGAUUUCCAACAUAGGCUUAAAGAAGCUAUACACUAUGUUGUGAUGUCCAUCACUUUCAGGUUAUUUAGUAUCAUAUUGCUCAUCAGUCAUGUCGCAAUACUGAUUACAGCUUUAUCUCUGACUCCUAAGAGUAUGAAGUUACCUUUAACCUACCGUAUAAUUUUUUUAUCUUUUGGUCUCUUCUUCCUUGCUGAUGUACUAUUUCAAGUCUUUUUAGAAGGAGUCACAAAAUAUUUUUCUUCAAUAAUCAGUACGAUAGAUCUCUUAGCUAUUGUGCUGUUGCUGGUGUUGGAUGUGGCUCAUAUUUUUUUUGAUAUUGGAGACACUCACCCAAUCCCCUGGUUGAUAUUUCUCAUUAACACUUUAAGACUUUUUGUUCUGAUAAAAGUAUUUCAGCUGGCCAGUGCGAAAAGAAAGAUUGAAGAAGCAAUUAGAAAGCUGGUUUCAGAAAACAAAAGACGUUAUAGGAAAGAUGGAUUUGACCUGGACCUCACUUAUGUUACUGAUAACGUCAUUGCCAUGUCCUUUCCAUCAUCUGGAGGUCGGUCACUCUAUAGAAACCCCAUUAAGGAAGUUGUGAGAUUCCUGGAUACGAAACACCCAGACCACUACAAGAUCUACAACUUGUGCAGUGAGAGAACCUAUGACCAUUCAUACUUCCAUAACAGGGUAGAAAGAUUCCCUAUUGAUGAUCACAAUGUUCCCACCAUAAUUGAUAUGCUGAAAUUUGUGGACAGUGUAUUUGAAUGGAUGGAAGAGGAUCCAGAAAAUAUCAUAGUAGUUCACUGUAUGGGAGGCAAAGGUAGGACUGGAACUAUGAUCUGUAUUUGGCUUAUUGCUAGUGAACAUUUUGAUACUGCAAAGGAGAGCUUGGAAUAUUUUGGAAAGAGAAGAACAGAUACAGCUUCCAGCUCCAAAUAUCAGGGAGUAGAAACUCCUUCACAGAGCAGAUAUGUUGAAUAUUUUGCCCUGAUAAAGAACAAGUACCAUUGGGUUAUCCCUCAAAGGAAAAUACUCAGCAUAAAAUCCAUCACUAUUUAUUCAAUUCGAGGAGUUGGAAAAGGUAAUGGAAAGGAUCUGAAAAUAGUAUUAAUGAUGAAUAACAAGAUUAUUUACACCUGUUUGUGUUCAUCUUCAAAGUGCUGUCAGGUAUUAUGUGAUGAUGACACUAAUUCUGUAACUAUCAUACUAAAUAACUGUCCGAACAUUUGUGGUGAUGUGAAAGUAAAGUUCUACAGUUCGGCCCUUCCUAAUCUAUAUGAGAAGUGUGCAAUAUUCUUUUGGUUCAAUACAGCUUUUAUACAAAACAACAGGCUUUAUCUUCCCAGAAAUGAAUUGGAUAAUCCCCAUAAACAAAAAACAUGGAACAUUUACCGAGAAGAUUUUGCAGUGGAAUUACUGUUUGAGACAUGAUC